Cottoperca gobio is the source of this 3184-nucleotide messenger RNA. RefSeq names its product RNA binding motif protein 25a (gene rbm25a). NCBI's taxonomy places the organism in Eukaryota, Metazoa, Chordata, Actinopteri, Perciformes, Bovichtidae. Gene Ontology annotation, biological process: regulation of alternative mRNA splicing, via spliceosome. The record is from RefSeq and is a predicted model, not a curated record. Gene Ontology annotation, cellular component: spliceosomal complex. Gene Ontology annotation, molecular function: mRNA binding.
GAAAAGGUCCCAGUUAUUUGUAUCCAUAGGGGUUCUUACAGCGCGCCGGUGGCAAUAAUAACGCUAAUCUUUAGCGUUACGUUUUCCCGUUAACCGUAUUUAAUGGGCUUUUAUUCGGAUACCCCAUAGUAUUAUUAGCCACUGGGUUUUAUUUUACACUUGAUUGCAGGAUGUCAUACCCUCCUCCGCUCAACCGCCAGCAGAUUGGUAUCCCGCAGUUGCCCCCCAGGAUCCCACCCCCUCAGUAUGCGGGGUUUGCCCAGGCUGUCCCGCCAGGUACUCCCAUGAUGCCGGUUCAUAUGGGUGUUGUGACCCCCACACCCACAGUUCUCGUCCCGACCUCAGUUGCUGUAGCACACAAGCCGAUGCUUCCGAAGAAGGAGCCGACCAUGAGAGCCAAGGACUCCGACGACAGCGGCGGCCCCACCACCACGGUGUUUGUAGGGAACAUCUCUGAAAAGGCGUCUGACAUGUUGGUCAGACAGCUUCUAGCAAAAUGUGGAAUUGUUCUCAGCUGGAAAAGGGUCCAAGGUGCCUCUGGGAAACUUCAAGCGUUUGGGUUCUGCGAGUAUAAGGAGCCUGAGUCCACACUGCGAGCCCUCAGACUUCUGCACGAGUUGCUCUUAGGGGAUAAGAAGCUGCUGGUGAAGGUCGAUGCCAAAACCAAAGCCCAGCUCGACGAGUGGAAGGCCAAGAAGAGGAGCGCUAAUGGGGGAGCCGGCGCUGGGUCAAAGAACGGGGACGACGACGACGAGGAGGUUCUCGAUGAAGAAACGUUGCGUCGGGAUCAGGUGGUGAAGGGCGCGAUAGAAGUCCUCAUCCGAGAGUACGCAAGUGAGCUCAACGCUCCCUCGCAGGACCCCGACAGUCAGCCUCGCAACAAGAAGCGGAAAGAGAAGAAGGAGGAGGAGGAUAUCAAUGCCAUGGAGAUGGAGGACGACAAGAGAGACUUGAUUUCCAGAGAGAUCAGUAAAUUCCGCGACACACACAAGAAACUAGAGGAGGAAAAGGGAAAGAAAGAAAAGGAGCGACUGGAGAUCGAGAGGGAGAGGAGAGAGAGGGACAAAGAGCGGGAGCGCGAAAGGGAGCGCCGCGACCGAGAGAAAGAGAAGGAGAGGGAGAGAGAGAGGGACAAGGAGCGGGAACGAGACCGAGAUCGCGACCGCGAACGGGAGAGAGAUCGCGAACGCGAGAGGACGAAGGAGCGAGAGAGGGAGCGGGAGAGGGAGAGGAGUCGAGAUGUCAGUGAAGAUCGCAGCAGAUCGAGGUCAGUGGGAGGCGAGAGGUCCGACGCACCUUGUGAUGUCAAAGCAUCCUGUUCACAUAAAACACUGAUUAAUAGAAGGACACACUCCUCACAUACACACUCAGUCUUUAACUCGUGAACGAUCUUGUGCAGAGAGAGAACUCGAGAAGAUAAAAAACGAGACCGCGAGGAAGAUGAGGAGGACGUGUACGAGCGGAGGAGACUCGAGAGGAGGCUCAGAGACAAGGAGGCGGCGUACCAGGAACGCCUGAAGAACUGGGAGAUCCGUGAGAGGAAGAAGGCUCGUGACUACAGCAAAGAAACGGAGCGCGAGGACGAGAGGCGUCGUGAAAUGAUGAAAGAAGCCAAGAGGCUGAAAGAGUUCCUGGAAGAUUACGACGACGACAGAGACGACCCGAAGUACUACAGGGGCAGCGCUUUGCAGAAGCGACUUCGUGACCGAGAAAAGGAGACGGAAUUGGACGAGCGAGACCGGAAGAGGGAGAAGGAGGAGCUGGAGGAGAUCAGACAGAGGCUUCUGGCUGAAGGUCACCCCGACCCUGACGCAGAGCUGCAGAGGAUGGAGGAGGAAGCAGAGCGCAGGCGACAGCCGCCUCUGAAGCUUGAGCCCGAAGAGGACGCGCACCAGGAGAAGGCUCACAAAGAUCGGGAUCGGGAGAAGAGAGGGUCGGGUAGACCCGCCGAGCCGAUUCCUCGAGCCCCCCCGCAGCAUUCGGAAGAUGAUGAAGAGGAAGCGACGGAGGAGGACUUCCACGAUGGCGAGGACUCGCAAGAGGACAAGCCGCAACUCAAACCCAUCAUGCGACCGAUCACCACGGCUCCCUCGGUGUCCUCCGCCAGUGGGAACGCCACUCCAAACACGCCCGGCAACGAAUCUCCCUGCGGCAUCAUCAUUCCAGGAGAGAACACUCCAGAGGUCCAACCGCCGGAGGAACACCGGCCCAAGAUCGGGGUCAGUCUCAAACUGGGUGCCACCAACAGUCCCAGCCAACUCAACGUUGGAAAGCGAAAGAAACUGGCGACCGUGGAAAGUGUUUUCAACAAGUUUGAUGAUGAGGAGGCCGACGAGCAGCCUCGCAAAAGGAAACUGGUUCCACUGGACUACGGGGAUGACGACAAGAGUCUGGGGCUGGACGGAGCGGAGAUCCCAGGAGCCAAAGGGAGCGUCAACACGGAGGAGAAACGCAAACACAUAAAGAGCCUCAUAGAGAAGAUCCCCACCGCCAGGCCAGAGCUCUUCAACUACCCUCUGGACUGGACCAUGGUGGACUCGACUCUGAUGGAUCGUCGUAUUAAACCCUGGAUCAAUAAGAAGAUUAUCGAAUACAUCGGCGAGGAGGAACCGACGCUGGUGGACUUUGUCUGUUCAAAGGUGAUGGCACACAGCACCCCUCAGGGGAUUCUGGAUGAUGUUGCGAUGGUCCUUGAUGAAGAAGCAGAAGUCUUCAUAGUAAAGAUGUGGAGGCUGUUGAUCUAUGAAACGGAAGCAAAGAAGAUCGGACUUGUGAAGUGAAGAACGCGUCUCCGUCUGACUUCUUAAAUCUCAGUUCUGCCACCGACACUUUUGUGGCCCGGCAGACUGUAAACAUGAAACCCUCCAUUCCAUCAGCAAGGAGCUGCUGCCUUGUGUGUGUGUGUGUGUGUGUGUGUGUGUGUGUGUGUGUGUGUGUGUGUGUGUGUGUGUGUGUGUGUGUGUGCGCGUUUGGAAGGGAAAGUCUGCCAACAGAAAGGGUUUGCACAAACUUAGUGCAUGAUAAAACUUUGGUUGUAUUGUUUUCCUUUAGUUGAGGCUGUUUGAGGCGAACGACAGCCGUCUGUUCUCCAACACGUCGGACUCAUCCUGCUUUGAUUCACUGUUGUCACGUUGAGGCGCUGCUCCAUCUAUGUGAACUAGUAAUAAAUGUUUUUUUUAGAAAA